AGCAGCAGCAGCAUGACUGGAGGAAAGGGAAGGGAGGAGUCAGACUGGGACUCACUUCCCCUCCAGUACUCCCAGUUCUUAAAGCCUCAGACUCUCCUGGAGUCGCUCUGAAUCCGAGGAGCACAUCCUUCAGGAAAAUAUUCCCACUCAUGUUCCAGAGAUAAAGAUGGAGCCUGAAGGUUCAUACGUCCAGGACGACCCGCAUGUCAGGCUGAUGAUGGCGGGUUCGACCCUGAGGAAGGUCAAGUCCCGCUCCUGGAAGAAGCAGCGUCAUUUCCGCCUCCUGGAGGACGGCCUGACGAUCUGGUACAAAUCCAGAUGGGCGGGGAAGGGCCACUCCACCUUCUCAGUGAUGGACGUGGAGGUGGUGCGUGAGGGCCAUCAGUCUGAGGUCAUGCUGAGCAUCGCCGAGGAGUUUCCUGCUGAGCUCUGCUUCACCCUGGUGUUUCACGGUCGCCAAGGAAACCUGGACCUGGUGGCCGACUCCCCAGAGGAGGCCCAGGCCUGGAUCCAGGGGGUCCGGAAGCUGAUCCACAAAGCCCAGACCAUGGAUGAGCAGGAGAGGCAGGACCAAUGGGUGCGAGACUGGUUCCAGAAAGCCGAUAAGAACAAAGACGGGAAGAUGAACUUCAAAGAAGUGAAGAAGCUGCUGAAGAUGAUGAACGUGGAGAUGAACGAAGACAACGCUCUGCAUCUGUUUACGAUGGCCGACAAGUGUGAAAGCGGCUCCCUGGAAAUCGAGCAGUUUGUCCACUUCUACCAGAUGCUGACCCAGAGAGACGAGGUGUGGAAGGUUUUCCAGGACUACUCUGGAGACGGAGAGCGGCUGACGCUGGAGGAGCUGGAGACCUUCCUGAGGCUGGAGCAGGGCGAAGGGGACCAGAGCUCCCAGCAUGCCCAGCAGCUGAUCCAGCGCUACGAACCCUCUGAGACGGCCGUGAAGGAAAGCUCCAUGUCGCUGGAGGGUUUCCAGAUGUACCUGUGUUCCCAGGAGGGCUCCGUAUUCAACCCGGCGCUCCUGGAGCUUCAGCAGGACAUGAACCAGCCGCUCAGCCACUACUUCAUCUCCUCCUCACACAACACCUACCUGCUGGAGGACCAGCUGAGAGGCCAGAGCAGCCUGGAGGCAUACAUCCAGGCGCUGAAGAGAGGCUGCCGCUGUGUGGAGGUGGACUGCUGGGACGGCAGCGACGGGGAACCCGUUGUCUACCACGGCCACACGCUAACAUCAAAAAUCCUCUUCAGAGACAUUAUCUCAACUCUCAAAGAGUACGCCUUCAAGGUAUCGGACUUCCCCGUCAUCGUGUCCCUGGAGAAUCACUGCGGCGUGGAGCAGCAGACCGUCAUGGCAACACACCUUCGCCAAAUUUUGGGCGAGAUGCUGCUGACGGCCCCGCUGGACGGACAGAUCCCCCACAUGCUUCCCUCGCCUCAGGAGCUGAGAGGAAAGAUUUUGCUGAAAGCCAAGAAAAUUGGCGGGUUGGAAACUCACCUGGACGAAACGUUGACUGAUGAAGUCAGCGACGAAGACGAGACGGCGAACGGUGACGCAGAGAGUCCGAGCGCAGAGGAUCCACCGGCGGAAACGACAAACAAAAAGUCCAAACUGUCCAGGGAGCUGUCAGACCUGGUGGUCUACUGCAAGAGCGUCCACUUUCACGGCUUUGAGCACGCUCGCUCUCAGGCUAAGUGCUAUGAGAUGUCGUCCUUCUCUGAAUCCAAAGCAAAGAAACUCGCUAAGGACGCAGGGUCAGAGUUCGUUCGGUGCAACGCUCGGCAGCUGUGCAGGACUUACCCCAGCGGCCUGAGGACCGACUCGUCCAACUACAACCCUCAGGACAUGUGGAACGUGGGCUGCCAGAUCGUGGCUCUGAACUUCCAGACGGCCGGCCUGGAAAUGGACCUGAACGACGGACGCUUCAGGCAGAACGGUUGCUGCGGUUACGUCCUCAAGCCCGACUUCAUGAGAGACGCCGACAGCAGCUUCAGCCCGGACCGACCCGAGGACCGGCCGGGCUACAAGCCGGCCCGCCUGUCCAUCCAGGUGAUCAGCGCGCAGCAGCUGCCCAAGGUCAACCAGAAGGAGGGAUCCAUCGUGGACCCGCUGGUCAGAGUGGAGAUCUACGGCGUCCCUCAGGACCAAACCAAGGAGGAGACCGGCCACAUCAACAACAACGGGUUCAACCCCGUCUGGAACGAGACUCUGAACUUCAUCGUCCACUCGCCUGAGCUGGCGCUGGUCCGCUUCGUGGUGGAGGACCACGACAAAACGUCCAGGAACGACUUCAUCGGACAGUUCACGCUUCCCUUCACCUGCAUCCAGCCAGGCUACCGUCACAUCCACCUGCUGUCUAAAGACGGGACGGCCAUCCCUCCGUCCUCCGUCUUCGUUAACGUCAGCGUCUCAGAGCUCACAUGAAGGUCACGGCGCCUCUGACCUCACAGCUUCACUCCACUGUUCAUGUUUUAGUGUUUUAGUUGCUUCUAAACUCAUAGAAAACUUUCGAAUGUUUACUGAUUCCAGGAACGUCGUUUUACAUUUUUAUCUGGACUCUAAAGAAUCACCUGCUGGCCAAAAUGAGAUGAAGGAAAACUCCAGUGUUACUUAUUAUUUAAGAACAAACAGGAAAAGUGAUGAGACUGAAUCAUUCCAGUCAGACUGAAGCUUAAAUUUAGACUUUGACUAGGACAUUGCAGCACUUUGGUCCUCAUCUUUUUCUGCCAUUUCAUUGUAGAUUGCUGAGGUGUAAAAUGAACAACGAAGGACUCAACGUCUGCAUUUUAUUCUUUUUCUCUGAGAAUAUUUUGAAGCUUAAAGAUCCACAGAUUUUAUUGUUUAUUUCACAUGUAAAAACCACAGGACAGAUACUGUUUUUAUCAAUUUAAAUGAAAUAUUGUUACAGGAACAUUGCCAUGUUGUUAACACUGCAAUGCAUGCUGGGUAGAUUACGUAUGCUAAGUGCUACAGCGCUAGCUCCGUCCAGCCAGAAAAGUUUUUUUUGUGACUUUAGUGACAUUAAACUCUUUGAAUUUGAACCUGAGCGCAUUGAAAUGUAAAGGGAAUGAAGAUGAGGAGGACCAAGCGGAGGAAGAGCAGAAAGUCGUCUGAAAAAACUGGAGUUUGUGCUGCUGCUGCUAGGAAUGCUAACCAAGAAGGAGAGCGUUAGCUGCUGAGGUUCCUGGCUCAAUCUGUUUACGGUUAGCAUCAGGAUCAAAACAUUUUCUCAAGAAUGAUUUUUACAAAGUUUAACCAUCCACUCAUAUUUCAAUUUGUUUUGAUUUAGAAUUAGCAUCUGCUAAUGUUUUUAGCUCUUGCUAAUGGUGUUAGCUCUAGCUAAAGUAAUAAACAGUAGGUCACAAGCCAUCUGGUGUUUAGUAGCAGUUUGUCUCAGUUUCGACGUUUCUGUGUUUUGACUAUAAACUUUGCGUCACCGGCCCAGCAUGCAUUGCAGGUGGUAACAAAGAUGUUCAAUAUUUUAAUUCUGAGUUUUUAUUCAUCACAGUUUGUAGGUCAGUAGGAAAAUGACUGUAUAUUCAGUGGUAGAUGUCUGAACAUGAAGGAUUUCUGCAUGUUAAACCUGCCUGAACUAACAGCAACAUAACUGGACGACUGUUGGAAACAAACGUCCAAACUGCCAGAUAUCAGUAUUAUACAUAUAAAAACAGACCUUAUUAAAAACAGUGUGAACUGA
Molecule: messenger RNA, 3692 nt
Organism: Xiphophorus maculatus (southern platyfish)
Lineage: Eukaryota; Metazoa; Chordata; Actinopteri; Cyprinodontiformes; Poeciliidae
Gene: plcd4b
Product: phospholipase C delta 4
Exons: 16
Coding region: 167-2419 (750 amino acids)
Biological process (GO): lipid metabolic process; intracellular signal transduction
Molecular function (GO): phosphatidylinositol-4,5-bisphosphate phospholipase C activity; calcium ion binding
Source: RefSeq, a predicted model, not a curated record